AUGACCGCCGAUUUACUUCCGUCUUCUUCUCCUUUCAUAAUCUCUACAAUCCCGCCCCCUCGACCCGUUUCAGUGAAUGCUUUCGCGAGAGCUACUUCGAUUUCGAAUACCGUCUCAUGCUCAAAAUCAAAUCGAAGUACAAGCGCUGGAAUCUCGAGCCAUGAGGGAUCCCUCACCGUUCCCGUGGGUCCGGACUCCCCGGGAUCGCCCCAGUCGCCAGUGGAUACCGAGAUGGAGGAUGUGCAGUCAGCCGAGCCACUGUCAGUAUGCGAGUCGAAAGUUCGUUUCGAACACCUUCCAGUUGAAAUUCACGAGACCAUCCUCGACUUUUUGUUCGGUGAGCGCACAGCGACCAUUACUGGGGCUAGUGGGAAAUCAUCUGCGCAGAGUUGGCACAAAUCGUUGAGGCAUCCGAGGCGGAAAGCUCUUUCGAACCUGGCUCUGAUCUCGCCUGUGUGGAGAAUUCUUGUGCAAGAUCGGAUUUACAGACACAUCAAACUUAAAGGUACCGCAGAUGAGCUGGAGGAGAGUGCACGCUGGUUUCGUGCGCAUCCUCAUCUGGCGACCUACGUUCGUCAUGUGGAGAUAUGGAUACCUGUUUGGGGCCAACGAGCGAUAAAGAACGCCUCCCGUCAGCUUCCACGAAGAUUGAAUGAUGAAAAUGCAGGAUUGACGGAUAUGGCAGCUCUUCAAGCUACAAUGGCAUGGGACGAUCCGCAUUCCAACCCCGUGGCUGACUACAAAUAUUACUACGCAAGCCACAAUGCUACGUUAGAAGAGAUGUUUCUCCAUGUGCAGACUGUAUUCCGGGGGGCUCGUAUGCUUACUUUGGAAGGAGGUCAUUGCAAAAAACCCCCAAUGGUACGCCAUUUCAAAACAGAUCCGACAGGACGUACAGGCCUUCAACGGCUUCCAAUACUCCCAGAUAUCCAGACCUUCGUUAUGCGGGGAGCCUGGAACAUUAUGCGGGACCACCAACACUGGAUCACUUUAUCUCAGGCACUACCAAAAGUCCGCGAGUGGCAUUGCUCGUAUGCCAAGCCAAAGAUUGAAGGCUAUGAGACCAUCGCCAGCAUUUUCCGUCGCCUACCUUCGUCACUGCUUCACGUAAAUAUAAGCCUCGAAGGCUUCUACAGCAAAGACAACUCACAGAACCGCUGGCUCGGUGAUGGUGUCAAUCCACCACAUCUCUGUCGUCUCCUCGGAGAAGUAGCCCCACGCCUUGAAUCUCUUACAUUUACCGGCAAAGUUUGCGCAUGUCUCUUCGAGUCCACGAAGAACUCCAUGGCGAUCCGGCCCGAUAAGAGCCAGAAGUCAAAGCUCAAAUCCCUCGACUUAGUCGUGAAAACAUGCUGCCGUGACAGAAAACUCUACCCGGCCCUCCCCUUCCUUGACGACUUCUCCGGCAUCACAAACCUAAACUUCAUACGCGCCUUCGAGGAACUCGUCGUAGCAUCCAUUAACGGCCUCCAAAUUCACCAGAAGUUAGAGUACAUGCGCAUCCGCUUCAUUGACCUUGACUCCGCUUGCCCUCCACUCAACCCGUACUUCCAGCUCAUUGGCACCAAGGCCACGGGUCUCUGGAACGAACCCAUCCUCGAGGCCCUCCAUGAGGCUCGUCCAGAGGCGCAAUUCGUCAAACUCACUGACGGCAUCUCCCCGCAAUAUGGGAACAACAAUCAGAUCGUGGGCGCAAUAUACCCGCGCACAAGACCGUUGAGCAUUCAUGCAUCCACGUAUAGAAUUAUUGCUGAUGUGCCGAAACACUGA
Messenger RNA from Aspergillus nidulans FGSC A4, 1770 nucleotides. RefSeq lists its product as uncharacterized. Bases 1 to 1770 code for a protein of 589 amino acids. NCBI's taxonomy places the organism in Eukaryota, Fungi, Ascomycota, Eurotiomycetes, Eurotiales, Aspergillaceae. The transcript is spliced from 2 exons. The record is from RefSeq and is a predicted model, not a curated record.